AAACUAUUAAAAUUUAAGAAACCCUAUGUAUGAGCAUUAACCGAGUAUUUUAGUGACUUUUUGGGAAGAGACCGAGCAUUUUUGUGGGAAAAAUGGAGCAUUAAGGUGGAGCAUUUUAGUGGGAAAAUAAAAGCAUAAUGUACAAAAGCCUACCUUCGCCCCGCGGGAAGAAACAAGCGUUUGGGACUGGUCUCGUGUUUUGCUUCGAGUUCUGAUUGGCUCAUUGACUUACUUGAGUUUGUUGUGAUUGGUAAGUUGUAAUUACAUUGAUGUCGGUUUUGUGACAGUUAGUAGCUACAAAGUGACCGUAUAAGGGAAUCUUGGAUUUCAAUAUUUGCCUCAUUUGGGUAAGCGAUUUGAGUUCCUGAUCGAGCUAUGAGACGAUUAGCUCUGAAUGCUGAAAGGGCAUGCAAUACACAAUUAACUGGCAAGGGAAUUUGAGCCAGACUUUGCUCGAUUUUUGUUAUUUAAUACUUUUUGUGCGAUGCGGACUUGACAACUCAAAAUUUUGCAAAGAAUGUAUGUGCUCAUUAGCGCUUUUUCAAAGCCAUCUCCUUCAAAAUCACGCACAGAGUCAAAAAGUUCUCCUGACCAAUUGUUUUAUGCCAUGGACAAGCUCUUAAACUGAUUGGAGUCAAUUCAUAUCUAGCACGAUUUCGUCUCUGUGCAAAGUCGUAUACCAACGAGGGAAAAUGUAAACAACGACGUGGGGCAGGGUCUUCCCAUUUUCUCGACUUUGUUCAUUUUGGUGCAUUUCUACAGAUGCCAUCAUGAAUGCUCACUAUGGGGUUGCCGAGCACUUGAAGGCGCGUGGAGGGACCUUUAGUGAGUGCAAGUUGGCUCAACUGAUGACAAGCGCUGCCAGCACCGGGGACACAAGGACCCUGAAACGAUUGAUAAGAUGGACCGGUCACGUGAACGUGUCUGACUUCGAUGGACAGACCGCACUCCACACAGCAGCGAUGUACGGCAGGCUCAAUAUCGUAAAUCUGUUGUUGAAAGAGGGCGCAGAUGCGACACUUUUUAAUCGGUAUGGCCAGAUUCCCUUGCAAGUAGCAGUAGCAAAUGGACAUACAGCGGUUGAAAGAGAACUACGAAGAUUUCUCAAGCUCACGGAAGAAAUUCUCUUAGACGAUCACGUAACAGCGACGUGUUACAGCCCGCAAGCGAGAAGAAGAGGAAGAAAACACAGAACAGAAGCGGCACAGUACAAUUAUUCAAAGCGGGAAUCUUGGACCUCGACGGAAAACUCCCUGGAAAUACGCCGUCAUGGCGGGUACAGCGUAAAUAACAGUGUUCACUCUUCAAAAGAAAUAAUCAACUUAGCGGACGUACGAGCGCCGCUUGAAGCGAAUGCCAAAUCCCGGCCUCCUCUACUACAUCUUAGUACGCAAUCUAUUUCUGGUCUCAGCGCACAAGCUAGAGAGAUGGCAGGAGGACAGCCGGAUUACGUCUGAGAAAGCCGGAAGGUGAGGCAUCCGAAGAACAACGUGACGAACAGUCUUUGAAGUCACUCCACGAAGAGCAGAUACAAGAUGGGAUGCGACAGAUUCUUCAGACAAUGUUGCGAGCUUCCAGAUCUGCGCAGAUAGAGACCUCUUGUAAGGUUAAAGGCCUGUCCAAACGGGAAAUGUUUGACGACCAAACAUCAUAAAACAUUGUUUGGUGACCAAAC
Molecule: messenger RNA, 1675 nt
Organism: Orbicella faveolata
Lineage: Eukaryota; Metazoa; Cnidaria; Anthozoa; Scleractinia; Merulinidae
Biological process (GO): ammonium transmembrane transport
Cellular component (GO): membrane
Molecular function (GO): ammonium channel activity; protein binding
Source: RefSeq, a predicted model, not a curated record